AUGAAACGUUUGUGCAGCCCUUCGGGUCUCUUAUUUCGAUGGCAAGCUUCGUUGUCAUCAUCAUCAUUAUGGAAUCAUGCUCAUCCGAUUCAAAAAACUUCCUUCCUGUGGAGUGGAGCAGGGACUUCUCGUUUAUUGUUUUCAACAAGUAUUUUCCGUGGUGGAAAACAUAAUUCAGUAACGGAAGACACAAAAAUUCAAUCAUCGGAAGGGCAAAGUGUGAGCUCCGAUGAAGACUAUUAUCAAAAAAGAAAACAAGAAUUGAAGGAAUAUCAAGCAAAAUAUCCAAAAUUAUUACCGAGCUUGUAUCCAAAUCAUUUUUCAUUGUCUUGUAGUUUUAAAGAAUUCAAAGAAAAGUAUGACACGCUACAAGCUGGAGAAAAAUUAAAAGACAUUGAAGAGACUAUUGCAGGAAGAAUUAUCAGCAAAAGAAAAGCAAGCUCUAAACUCUAUUUCUAUACCAUUAGAACAACAAAUGACCAUCAAUUGUUCCAGCUUCAAAUUAUGGCAAAUGCUGAAAAUUAUGAUUCCACACCGAGCGCAGAAGAUGACAGCAAUUUUUCAAUUAUUAAUACAAUUUUAAGAAAGGGUGACAUUGUGGGAGUGAGAGGAUUUCCUGCAAAAUCUGGCAAAGGAGAGCUUAGCAUUGUUCCAAAACAAAUUACUCUUCUCAGUCCUUGCUUGCAUCAAUUGCCACAAAAAAUUUCUUAUUCUGAAGGAACUUCUCUUGAUGACAUUGAAAAAAGAUAUAGAAAUAGACAUUUAGAUUUGCUUACUAAUCAUGAUGAGCUGUACAAUGUUUUCCUUACAAGAAGCAAGACCAUUUCCUAUAUAAGAAAAUUCUUCUCGAGUAGAGGAUUUCUUGAGGUUGAAACUCCAGUACUCAGCGAGAAGAGCGGAGGUGCAAAUGCUAAACCGUUCGAGACUCAUCUCAACGCUAUGGAUAUCGAUCUCAAACUUCGAAUUGCUCCAGAGCUAUAUUUAAAGCAACUUGUGAUUGGAGGAAUGGACAGAGUGUUCGAAUUAGGGAAGGUCUUUAGAAAUGAAGGAAUGGAUACCACACACAACCCUGAAUUUACCAGUUGUGAAGCCUAUCAAGCAUAUGCUGAUUACAACGACAUGAUGGACAUGACAGAGGAACUAUUUCGAGGACUUGUGACGGAAAUUAAGGGAUCUCCAAUUUUGCAUGUUGAUGGUAUUGGAGAAAUUGAUUUUAGCAAACCUUUUAGACGAGUUUCUUUUGUCGAUACGAUUGAGCAACACAUCAAGCAAAAGCUUCCAGAUCCAUCAGACCCUGAUGCUGUGCACAACUUAAUAGCCCUUUGCAAAACUCACAAAAUUCCUUUUACUGCUGAAAAAGUGAACUAUGGUUACUUGCUCGACAAAUUGCUCGGACAUUUUGUGGAACCUGAAUGUGUACAACCAACUUUCAUCAUGGAUCAUCCUGUUGAGUUAAGUCCUCUGUCGAAAUCUCAUAGAAACAAAGGUCAAAAUAUUACUGAACGAUUCGAAUUGUUCAUUGGAACGAAAGAGAUUUGCAAUGCAUACACAGAGUUGAAUGACCCCGAAGAACAAAGAGAUCGAUUCAGAAAGCAACAAGACAAAAAGAGCCAAGAUGAUGAAGCCCAUGAAAUGGAUGAGGCAUUUUGUAAAGCAUUAGAAUAUGGUUUGCCACCCACUGGUGGUUGGGGAGUAGGCGUGGAUCGCUUAAUCAUGCUUCUCACAAAUAACAAAUCCAUUAGAGAUGUCUUGUUAUUCCCCAUGCUCAAGCCAAAGAAAGAAGAGUAA
Messenger RNA from Naegleria fowleri, 1788 nucleotides. RefSeq lists its product as uncharacterized. The coding region runs from base 1 to 1788 and encodes 595 amino acids. Gene Ontology annotation, cellular component: cytoplasm; cytosol. Gene Ontology annotation, molecular function: tRNA binding; ATP binding; lysine-tRNA ligase activity. The record is from RefSeq and is a predicted model, not a curated record. The transcript has a single exon. Gene Ontology annotation, biological process: lysyl-tRNA aminoacylation. NCBI's taxonomy places the organism in Eukaryota, Heterolobosea, Eutetramitea, Acrasida, Naegleriidae.